Molecule: messenger RNA, 6415 nt
Organism: Haliotis rufescens (red abalone)
Lineage: Eukaryota; Metazoa; Mollusca; Gastropoda; Lepetellida; Haliotidae
Product: kelch-like protein 20
Exons: 9
Coding region: 69-1859 (596 amino acids)
Molecular function (GO): protein binding
Source: RefSeq, a predicted model, not a curated record
AAUCGUCCCGACAAAAAUGUCGUCUUGAAUGUUUCUUUUGCCCAAUUUUGUAUAAACUGACCGCAACGAUGUCCACCGACCUAUUGAAGCAGACCCACCAACUGCAGGUGGCUCGGUUCGAGACGGCCAUGGACCGACCACCUUCCCCCGCCCGACUCGCCUACACAUCCGACAAACAUCCCCGACACACGCUGGAGGCGAUCAACGUCCUACGCAAACACAGAGAACUUUGUGACGUUGUACUUAUUGUAGGACAGAAGAAAAUUUUCGCACACCGAGUCAUUUUGUCAGCAUGCAGCCCAUACUUCCACGCCAUGUUCACGGGUGAGUUGGCCGAGAGUCGACAGACAGAAGUGACGAUACGAGAUAUUGAUGAAACAGCGAUGGAGCUGUUGAUAGACUUUUGUUACACGUCCAACAUCACAGUGGAAGAAAGCAAUGUUCAGACUCUCCUGCCUGCCGCCUGUCUGUUACAACUGGCUGAGAUACAAGAUGUUUGCUGUGAGUUCCUCAAACGACAGCUGGACCCAUCAAAUUGUCUGGGAAUACGAGCUUUUGCCGACACCCACGCCUGUCGGGAUCUACUCCGAAUAGCAGACAAGUUUACACAACACAACUUUCAAGAGGUGAUGGAGAGUGAGGAGUUCAUGUUAUUGCCGGUGAACCAGUUGGUGGACAUCAUCUCCAGUGACGAGCUGAAUGUGCGGAAUGAGGAGCAGGUUUACAACGCCUGCAUGGGCUGGGUGAAGUACAACAUCCAGGAGCGCCGCACACACCUCCCCACUGUGAUCCAACAUGUCCGCCUUCCACUAAUGAGUCCCAAGUUCCUAGUGGGCACAGUGGGAGCAGAUCUUCUAAUCAAAAGUGACGAAGCAUGUCGAGACCUUGUAGACGAAGCCAAAAACUACCUGCUCCUGCCUCAGGAGCGCCCCCUGAUGCAGGGCCCAAGAACUAGACCGCGCAAACCAAUCAAGUGUGGGGAGGUGUUGUUUGCAGUGGGGGGUUGGUGCAGCGGUGAUGCCAUAUCCAGUGUGGAGAAGUACGACCCACAGACCAAUGAGUGGCGCCUGGUAGCACCAAUGAGCAAGCGGAGAUGUGGGGUGGGCGUGGCUGUGCUCAACGAUCUACUGUAUGCUGUGGGCGGCCAUGAUGGACAAUCCUACCUCAACAGCAUAGAGAGAUAUGACCCUCACACCAACCAGUGGAGCAGCGAUGUGGCUCCCACAAGCUCGUGUCGGACCAGUGUGGGCGUGGCGGUCCUCGGGGACUAUUUGUACGCCGUAGGUGGUCAGGACGGUGUUUCCUGCCUCAACUACGUGGAAAGAUAUGAUCCUCAGACCAACAAGUGGGCCAAGGUGGCAUCCAUGAGCACCAGGAGGCUGGGGGUGGGCGUGGCCGUCUUGUGCAGCUUCCUGUAUGCUGUUGGCGGCAGUGAUGGCACUUGUCCACUCAACACAGUGGAGCGUUAUGAUCCUCGAACAAAUCGCUGGACGCCUGUCGCCCCGAUGGGGACAAGACGGAAACACCUGGGCGUGGCUGUGUACAACAACAUGAUCUACGCCGUCGGCGGCCGUGACGACACCACUGAGCUGAGUAGUGCAGAGAAGUACAACCCACAGACUAACACGUGGCAGCCAGUGGUUGCCAUGACGUCCAGGAGAAGUGGGGUGGGGCUAGCAGUCGUGAACGGACAGCUGAUGGCGAUCGGAGGGUUUGAUGGGACAACGUACCUGAAAACUGUGGAGAUAUAUGACCCUGAACAGAACUGUUGGAGGAUUGUUGGGGGAAUGAACUAUAGGCGCCUUGGAGGGGGAGUUGGCGUCGUCAAGAUGCCACAGAACGAUUCUCAUCUCUGGUAGCCUUGGCAACACUUCUGUGGGUGUGAUGUAGUUGCAGUAUUGCGUGAUGUUUCUACCACUGAAAACAGUUCUGGGUUCAGAAUUCUCAUGUGCCAUUAAUGGUGGAUACGAAACAGCGAUGGCUGGCACGGAAACUGUCUCGUUAUGUGGAAGAACCACAGCUUUCUGAUGUUGCACUGUGUAGUACAAGAGACUAGUGACUCAACAACCUGAACCACAGACACAACCUGACUCCGAAAUCUACCACUGACCACAACCAUCACUACAAGCAGAGAUUACAGUGUUUCAAAACUUGAUACAACCAUCGCUUCAGAUAGCAGAAUGAUGCUAUAACAACACAUCAUCCUCUCUGCGACCCCAGCUACGUAUGUAGACAUCAACUGAGACACCAUCAUUGACCUCUCCUCGUCACGACCAAGAUGCUGAUUUUAGAAAACCAAAAAAUGACCAAUGUAAUUAUGACUUUGAGAGUGUCUGACCUUCAACCGAAAUGCCCCAACAAUGACGGUUCGAUGUUCUAUCUUUAUCCAUGGCAAUUGUGUGGAGUUCCAACUAUAUGGUGUAAGUCUAGGGCAGUGCCGAUGUUUGGUAACCUUUGCCAGGAACAUGUGAUGCAUGAAAAGUGUUACCAUGGUUGUAUUGAUAUUACAUUGUUUGCGUCCUGCCAAAGCUUCAUGGUCAGCAUUUGUUUGCAUGUAUGGAAUAUAAUAAUGAUAUGAAGCCUCUUCACCGAUACAUGCAGCAUUGUGUCAUCCAUUCUGUUGUUACUGCUGUUUCCAUAAGUAGGGAAUAUUUUUUAUGGUUUCAUGGCCAUCACUUACUUUAAAUAGAUAUGAGAUCAUCAAAGCUUGCAUACCAGAUCUUGCUGAACGUUACCUUCAUGUCUUGUACAGGGGUAGGUUUUAACAACAAGUUUGUAUGUAGCCAGCUGGGCUUGCUCCUUUCAAAAGUUUCAUGCCCUUCUCCAAACUAACUGACCUUUCUCCAGACUAACUGACCCUUCUCCAAACUAACUGGCCCAUCUCUAGACUAUCUGGCCCUUCUCCAAACUAACUGGCCCUUCUCCAGACUAACUGGCCCUUCUCCAGACUAACUGGCCCUUCUCCAGACUAACUUGCCCUUCUCCAAACUAAUUGGCCCUUCUCCAGACUAACUGGCCCUUCUCCAAACUAACUGGCCCUUCUCCAGACUAACUGGCCCUUUUCCAAACAAGUUUGUAUGUAGCCAGCUGGGCUUGCUCCUUUCAAAAGUUUCAUUCCCUUCUCCUAACUAACUGACCUUUCUCCAGACUAACUGGCCCUUCUCCAGACUAACUGGCCCUUCUCCAAACUAACUGGCCCUUCUCCAAACUAGCUGGCCCUUCUCCAGACUAGCUGGCCCUUCUCCAGACUAUCUGGCCCUUCUCCAAACUAGCUGACCUUCUUCAGACUACCUGGCCCUUCUCCAGGCUAUCUGGCCCUUCUCCAAACUAGCUGGCCCUUCUCCAGACUAACUGGCCCUUCUCCAAACUAUCUGGCCCUUCCCCAGACUAACUGGCCCUUCUCCAAACUAACUGGCCCUUCUCCAAACUAGCUGGCCCUUCUCCAAACUAGCUGGCCCUUCUCCAGGCUAACUGGCCCUUCUCCAGACUAACUGACCCUUAAAUCUUGGCUUCCAUUUGCCUCAGUUCGGGGCAAUUUUAUGAGCAAUUAAAGAUGUUGUUGUUGUACAGAACAUUACGAAAUGGCUACCGGUUGUGUCAUAUUACCGAGAUGAUCACUGAGUUAACCAGCCCACAACCUCAUGCCCUCUAAAUAUUUUCCAAUUUAUUUUUCCAUAUUGUCCAAUUAAACGAAUUAAACAUACACAGAGAAGGGGUGGAAUUUUGACUUGCCAGAAGGGCCAUCUAUUUUAUGCUUCAGCAAGCCUUUUGUAAUUUUAACUGGCCACAGGCCAACUUGCCAGCCGUUGAAUUGUCUGAAGAAUGUCAUGGUGAUGUCCAGCAAGAUCUGGUGUGCAAGCUUUGAACUGAUGAUCUUGCAUUUAUUCCAAGGUCAAUGAAGAAUUUAAGACAACAACUAGGAUCUGCUUGAGCAUGCUGAGAUUUAUUUCAGUGUCAUGAUAUCAUUAGCUGCUCUUUUUGGGUGUUUUCUUUUUCUGUCAACUCAUUGCAUUUAAACCUGCUCGCUAUUACGGAAUUUAGAUGUGCGUAGGAAUCAUUUCAUUGUUAUUUCAUCCAUCAGUCCAUGUAUGUUUUCUUUUUCAAAUUUAUGUUCAAAUCACACUGUUUUAAGCAUGUAUUUCUCUAAUUUAGUCUGCCUAGAUUAUUGCCAUUUCCACUGCAUUUGGAAAUUGAUCUGAUUACACAAAUAUACUGACUGGAUACUGAAGCUGAUCUUGUGUAAAUGGAUGGAGGGAGGAACUGAGGAAUGGAUGGGUGGUGGGACGAAUGGAUGGAGAGAGAAAUGGAUGGAUGAUGGUCGGGAGGGAGGGAAGAAUGGAUGGAGAGAGGGAGGAAUGGAUGGAUGGCGGGGGGGAUGGGAUAGACCGCAGCAUAUAGAAGGCGUGGAUUUGAAUGCCUGGGAAGAGAGUUUGAGUGUUGAUGUCUGCAAGUCUUCCGCUGUGUAUAAGUAACUUGUACAAACUGCAUGAUCCGCCUAUUUAUUUCUUUGUAUUAUUCUGUACAUGCUGAAUGAUGUAAAUACAUUGUCUGACUGCCCCCACACGUGUGUGUAUAUGUGAGCCAGGCUCACACUUUAUCACAUUGUACCACAUGUAUCAUGUGCCCUGUAUCAUGCCAUGUAGGAUAUGGAUAUAUCAUGUACCCUGUAUCACAUGUAGGAUACGGAUGUAUCAUGUACCCUUUAUCACAUGUAGGAUAUGGAUGUAUCAUGUACCCUGUAUCACAUGUAGGAUAUGGAUAUAUCAUGUACCCUGUGUCAUGUCAUGUAGGAUAUAGAUGUAUCAUGUACCCUGUAUCAUGUCAUGUAGGAUAUGGAUAUAUCAUGUACCCUGUAUCAUGUCAUGUAGGAUAUGGAUGUAUCAUGUCAUGUAGGAUAUGGAUGUAUCAUGUACCCUGUAUCACAUCAUGUAGGAUAUGGAUGUAUCAUGUACCCUGUAUCACGUCAUGUAGGAUAUGGAUGUAUCAUGUCAUGUAGGAUAUGGAUGUAUCAUGUACCCUGUAUCAUGUCAUGUAGGAUAUGGAUGUAUCAUGUACCCUGUAUCACGUCAUGGAGGAUAUGGAUGUAUCAUGUCAUGUAGGAUAUGGAUGUAUCAUGUACCCUGUAUCAUGUCAUGUAGGAUAUGGAUAUAUCAUGUACCCUGUAUCACAUCAUGUAGGAUAUGGAUGUAUCAUGUACCCUGUAUCACGUCAUGGAGGAUAUGGAUGUAUCAUGUACCCUGUAUCACAUCAUGUAGGAUAUGGAUGUAUCAUGUACCCUGUAUCACAUCAUGUAGGAUAUGGAUGUAUCAUGUACCCUGUAUCACGUCAUGUAGGAUAUGGAUGUAUCAUGUACCCUGUAUCACGUCAUGUAGGAUAUGGAUGUAUCAUGUACCCUGUAUCAUGUCAUGUAGGAUAUGGAUAUAUCAUGUACCCUGUAUCAUGUCAUGUAGGAUAUGGAUAUAUCAUGUACCCUGUAUCAUGUCAUGUAGGAUAUGGAUAUAUCAUGUACCCUGUAUCAUGUCAUGUAGGAUAUGGAUAUAUCAUGUACCCUGUAUCAUGUCAUGUAGGAUAUGGAUAUAUCAUGUACCCUGUAUCACAUCAUGUAGGAUAUGGAUGUAUCAUGUACCCUGUAUCACGUCAUGGAGGAUAUGGAUGUAUCAUGUCAUGUAGGAUAUGGAUGUAUCAUGUACCCUGUAUCAUGUCAUGUAGGAUAUGGAUGUAUCAUGUACCCUGUAUCAUGUCAUGUAGGAUAUGGAUAUAUCAUGUACCCUGUAUCAUGUCAUGGAGGAUAUGGAUGUAUCAUGUCAUGUAGGAUAUGGAUGUAUCAUGUACCCUGUAUCAUGUCAUGUAGGAUAUGGAUGUAUCAUGUACCCUGUAUCAUGUCAUGUAGGAUAUGGAUAUAUCAUGUACCCUGUAUCAUGUCAUGUAGGAUAUGGAUGUAUCAUGUACCCUGUAUCAAGUCAUGUAGGAUAUGGAUGUAUCAUGUACCCUGUAUCAUGUCAUGUAGGAUAUUGAUAUAUCAUGUACCCUGUAUCACGUCAUGUAGGAUAUGGAUGUAUCAUGCUAUGGUAUUACACAUGUAUCCAGUUAUCGAUGUAUCACACGGUAUGAUGUGGAUGUUUUAUGUAUAUGUACCAGGUGUGUCUCCGUAUCAUGCACCCCACAUCACACACCAUGCUUGAUAUGCAUGCACACAUACCUUGACAAUGCACAGAGAGAUGAGUGUUGUAUGGUCAAGUUAUACUGUGUGAGACGGCCACUGGUAUAGAUGCAAUGUUUCCUAAUUGGGCAAAAACCUACUUUGCACUCUGCAGUUUGGUGACAUUAAGCACUUAAAAUAUGUUACCAUGGUAACUCACAAAUAUGUGUAAAUAGAAUCUCUUAAAAUGACUGAAUAAAUAUAUAAAAUGACAAA